Molecule: messenger RNA, 1474 nt
Organism: Hymenoscyphus albidus
Lineage: Eukaryota; Fungi; Ascomycota; Leotiomycetes; Helotiales; Helotiaceae
Source: the annotation of a GenBank genome assembly
CUUAUCAGCGCCCGCCAUUAUCCCCCGCAUCUCCUUACAACCUUGUGUUCAGUAUUCGAGUACAAGCACGCUCACUAGCCAAUCGUACAUUUACUAGUGUAACCUCUGUGCUUUCUAACUUUUACCUAUUUCUUCACCGUUUCCAACUUCCAUCUCAUUGCCAGUUCUCAAAACACCUUGGUACUUCUUCAAUUAUGGCUCCUCCAUCUGCAACCGCUGAUAUUAUUGACUCUGGUGCAAGCGUAUCCUCAGGCAAAAGCCAGCAACCUGCGACUGAGCCUCUUGAGGUUGGUGUUAGCACAAAACAAUCCGAGCUUACGGAUUUCCAAUCUAUUCCAAAGGUUCCAACAGCAGGCGAUCCAUACAAAGAGAGAGAAUACCAAAAGGGCAGAUUGGUACUGGCAUUCCGCAUUUUUGCAAAAUACGGAUUUGAUGAGGGGGUUGCGGGACACAUUACUUUGAGGGUUAGUCUUUUCCAGAAAUAGAGAAAGGGUAGCAAGUUGGGAAAGUCUCUGGAAUCGGCCUACAAGUAGAAGAUUACAAUGUCUGUUAUGAUUGGACUUUUUCGAUUUAUUAACUUUUUGAAAAUAGGACCCUGUUGAGCCUACUAGCUUCUGGGUCAACCCAUUCGGAGUCGCAUGGCCUCUCCUCAAGGCAUCAGAUUUAAUUCGAGUGAACGCGGAAGGAAAGGUAGUUGAUGGCGGUCCAUGUCGACUUCUCAAUACAGCCGGUAAUUCUUAUCUCUAAAUCAUUCAGUUCUGUAGCUAAGUUGUACAGCUUAUAUGAUACAUCAUGCCGUACACGAGGCUCGUCCCGAAAUAAACUGUGUAGCACACUCCCAUUCCAUCUACGGACGAGCCUUCUGCACACUCGGACGUCCUCUCGAUACUAUCACACAAGAUUCAUGCGCCUUCUACAACGACCUGGCAGUCUACAACUCGUUCCGAGGCAUCGUUCUUGCUGCCGAUGAAGGUAUCGCAAUUGCCAAAGCUCUUGGUCAGAAAAAAGCUGCUCUUUUACAAAAUCACGGCUUGCUGACAUGCGGCAAAACAAUUGAGAGUGCUGUUUUCUGGUUCAUGAGUUUAGAGAAAUGCUGCCAUGCACAGCUUCUCGCUGAUGCUGCUGCCGGAGGUAGGGGCGGGGAAACUAUCAAGAUCGACGAUAAGGAUGCUGCAUAUACUUAUGAGACGGUUGGUACCGAGAGAGGUGGAUGGUUCAGUGCGAAGCCACAAUUUGAUAUGAUGGAGCAUGAAAGUGGCGUUGAUUACAAGUGGUAGUUGGAAACCAUUCUCUUAGCGGUAACUCCAAACUGUGAGUUGUAUUACGCUAUCUUUCUUCUGUGAAUAUUAACUCUGGUGGUCCUGGUGGCCUGAACGUGGGGGAAAAAGCAUAUUUUGGUUAAAAUGCCAGCCAUAAUUUUCUUGAAGCUGGAAGUAGUUUUAGUCGAAAAGUGAGUAGGUCACGUGAAACGUAU